Hypanus sabinus (Atlantic stingray) is the source of this 7380-nucleotide messenger RNA. Its product is annotated as cortexin domain-containing 1 protein. The transcript has 2 exons. Lineage: Eukaryota; Metazoa; Chordata; Chondrichthyes; Myliobatiformes; Dasyatidae. Bases 6410 to 6601 code for a protein of 63 amino acids. The record is from RefSeq and is a predicted model, not a curated record.
UUCAUUGUUUAUUUUAGAGAGACACGCAGAAAUAAUGUGCUGGCGUAAUGAUGUAUAGUAAGCCAUUCAUGUACUCUUGCAUAUAACCCAUAAUCAUUUACUUAAUCAACAAAAAAUGCUUAAUCAAACAAUGCAUUUACAAUAUUACUCAAAUAUUACUGCAAUAUUUAAUCCACAACAGUGCAGAUGGUGGUUGCCCUGACAGCAAUAGGCACAAUUGGCAGUUAAAAUGGCCUUUCGUGCCCACCUCAAAGUAUUCAGUAGGGGCAGACCAGGGCCCUAGCAGAUGGGAUGUCCACUGUGGGCUCCUCAGUGGGGAAAAACAGAGCUUGGAAGUCAUGAAGCACUCUGAAGUGUGACAUACCUGUGGCAGAGGAGGUGUGUAGAUUGUGGGACAGCUAGGCCCAAUCGAGAUAGUUCUUCCAUGUGGAAGAGGUGGCAAAGCAUUACAGAAACUUCUCCACUUGCAGAUUGGCUCUUUCCAACAGACUGUUGGUCUGCAGAUGAUAGCCAGAAGACAAACUCAUUGAGGUGUGAAGGCCCACCAGAAGUGGGAUUCAAAUUGUGGGUCCUGGUCUUACACAAUGUCCUGAGGGAAGCUGUGGAGGUACACUACAUGUUGAAGAUCCAGGACCGAUGCCUCAGUGGCUGAUGGAGGCUUGGGGGGGGGGGGCAAUAAAGUAGGCCACCUUGGAGAACCAGUUGACUAUCAUGAUCACUGUGGCCCCCAUUGGAAGUUGACAAACCCAUGAUAAAAUCCAUAGUGAUGUGGGACCAUGGGCAUAGAGGGGCAAGAGGCCCCCUGGUUGAAGGAAUUGGACCAGGUACACUGAAGGCAGGCAACAAUGAACUGAUGUACAUUUGUGAUCAUGGUGGGCCACCAGAAUCAGCAAUACAGAAAGUACAGAGUCCAUCGUAUACCUGGAUGGACAGCGAGGGGUGAGGAGCAGACCAACUGGAGUGCAUCAGAGCACACAGACGCCAUCAUGUACAUGCAGUUAUCAGGUGUGUCGGCUGGAACAGGCUCCUGAUAUCAGUCUUGGCAGAUCUGGUUCUCUGGGUCCCAGACGACUGGAGAAAGGAUCUGAAGCUGGAAUGAUGGGCUGAGGGUCGUCUCCAUUUCAUCUGGGUGUAGAAGCUCCCUGUCUCCUACUCCGUCAUGCCGCUGUGUAGAGUUGAACUUACAUGAGAAGUAGGCACAAAGAUGUGUCCUCUCAUCCACACUGCAUUGGGAGAGGAUCGUCCUGGCACCUACUUCAGAGGCAUCCACCUCUACCACAAAAGGGGUUCAGAUGGCAGAGAAUGGAGCAUGUCUUGAGAUCCUCAAAAGUGCAGUCUGCGGUAGCACACCAGGUUACCGGGGUGAGGGAGGUAAGAGGAGAAAUGAUUAGGCGGUAGUUUCUGAUGAAAUGGCGGUAGAAGUCGGAGAAGCCCAAGAAGCACUGUGGAUGUUUGAAAGGGGCUAUUGAACAAUGGUGAGCACUUUCUCUGGGUCCAUGGUUAUGCCUUGGGGUGAAUGGAUGUAACCUCGGAAGGAAAUGACUGGGGUGUGGAACAGGCAUUUUGCUGACUUGCCGUACAGUUGGUUUUGAGAUGCUGAAGGUCUGAAUGGACAUGACAGAUGUGGUCUUGGGGGGGUUCUUGGAGGAGAUGAGGAUGUCAUUGAGGUAGAUGAACACAUACCUGUGUAGCAUGUCUCAGAGGAUCUUGUUAAUGAAGGAUUGUAAAAUGGUUGGACUAUUGGUGAGUCCAAAAGGCAUCUCUAAGUAUUCGUAGUGGCCAGUGGGUGUUAUGAAUUCUGUUUUCCAAUCAUCCCCCCAGGAUGCAUAGAUCCAUUUUGGUGAAGAUCAAGGGAGAGGAGAGCGGUUCUUAAUAGUGAUUUUGUUGAGCCUACUGUAGUCAAUGCAAGGAUGAAGACCCCUAUCUUUCUUUUUAACAAAGAAAAUCCUGGCUAGGCACUGGGAUGGAUGAAUGAAGUCAUGCUGUAGAGCUUUGGCGAUGUAGUCAUUCAUGGCUUGGGUGUCAGGAAGAACACAUGACCUCAGGGAGGGGUGGUGCCCAGAAGGAGGCUGAUCACUCAGUUGUGUGUUCUGUGAGGUGCCCUAUUGCUGAAGGUGAUGGCCUUGGGGAUGGCUGCUGCCCAGAAGCAGGCCAAUCAUGCAGGUGCAUGGUCCGUGAGGCGGCAGGGUGCUGGCUUCCCUAUUACUGAAGGUCAUGACUAAGCUGUGAUAUUCCUGUGGGAGCUGGGUGAGGUCAAGAGUUCAUCCGUGUCCAUGGAUUUAUGGGUCGAAGUUAACGGAGGUUGCAAGCAGGAGGUCCAGCAGGUGGGUCUGCAGCUCAACAUUGCACUGGAUGGUCAGGUGUGAGUGGAGAGCCAGGAGCAGCUCAGGACGAGAGGAGUGUUAGAUGAGUCAAUCAAGAGGAAUUGGAUGAGCUCUCUAAUGCUCAUGUGCAAAAGUGUGUGAAUGCUCUGACUGUUCCAGACGCCCAAAAAAUGUCUGUUAAUGGCCCUGCUGUUGAGGCAAUGAGAGAUGGGUUCAUCAGGGAGUCUGCGCUGCAGACACAGGGUCCGAUCCGGGAAGUUGUCUGCUGGAAUCCACCAGAGCCUCCUGUGCAUGUGGAGCCAACAGAGUGUGGAGGAGAGAGGGAGACCAGCUAUGAUGCUGGAACAAAGGGCAGGGGUGAUAGGAGGCCCCUCAUCUCUAACUAGCGUUGGCGUCCCAGGCACAGUGGGUAAUUAUUGCGCUGGUAGGUGCCAGGUCCACAGUAAGUGCACAAGUUGUUUCUUCACUGAUGGUCGCUCUCUUGGGGGGGGGGGGGAGUUAUGGAAGCUCUCCCAAACUGCUGAGGGUCUUAAGGCAAAUGUGAUGAGGGUCUUGCAAGCUGAAAUGAAUCUGAGAAUAGAACUGGAAUUCUGGCUGUUCCAUAAUACGGAGAGCCAUGGUGAUGAGGCUUUGGAGUUUGGUGGGGAUUUCCCGGAUAGACAUUUGUCUUUCAAGAACUCUGAGAAGCCGUAAUGGUAAUGGGCCAGUAGAACACUCAUAUUCCAGCUGCACUCCACAGUGAGUGUCCUGAAUUCCAUAGUUUAAUCCAGCACAGAACAUGAACUUCAGUGCAGGUGAAGUUAUCAGAUCCAUAGCUCCCUUCCCCUUCCCAGAUGGCUGAAAACCCAGUGCAUCUCCUUGCUGAAAUCCUCAUUACUGCUGGAAAUAGUGGGUUUAUUGUCCCAGGUAAUGGUAGUCCACUAGCUAGAGCUUUCCCAGUCAGGAGAGAGAUGAGGAAAACAUUUUGGUCCAGUCUGUAGAAUACAGAGAGAAGUGGAGCUCGAAGUUUAAGACCCACAGGGACAGGAAGUUGUGGCAUUGGGCUGGAGAUCCACGGAAGUGUUUGGGCACAGGAAUCUAAGGCUUAGAAGGAGGAGGAUGACAGUCACAGAGUUGCUGCACUGAGGCAGAAAGUUGGGUGAAAAUGUUCAAUGGUUUCCUGCUGCUUCUGGAUUGUGGGCUCAUGUUGGGGGAUGACGUCUUGAGACAGGUAAUCAAUAGUUCACUCAUCCCGUCAGGAAAUGUAGAGGAUGCUUGAUUCAAAAGCUGAGUAGUUGAGGUGAUUCAGCAGUAACCAAUAACCAUUAACUUUAAUAUCAGACAGCAAAAUAACAAGCUAUGAGGGGGCACAAACCAAGAGAGAGCAACAACUCAAUACUACUGGCAACUAGGAGCAGCUGGUGGAAGCCAGUUGGUUCAAUGAGUGAACAGGGACUGUGGAUGAGAACUGGGGAUAAACAGGAAGUGGGACCAAAAAGAAAGAACAGAACCAUGGAAAGUUCCUCCUGGAUCUCUUGAGGCUAUUGAAGCUAGUGCAGUCAGUGUAUGAAAUGAUUUGGUGAAGAUCUGAUCCAGUUAGGCUGAGAAUGGCCAACAUCCAUCAAUGCCCUUUGGAGGCUUAGAGAUGUUCAGGAAAUGCAGCACCUAUCUGUUCCUCCCCUUGUGAGGCUGAACUCAUUUCUGCGGGUCCUCCCUAAUCUGUCAAUCUGAUAAACUUUUAUCAAUUAUGCAUUAUGCAAUAUUAACCUAAUUUUAGAGCCCCUAUGUUGCUCUAAAUAAAUGGACCAAGUAUAUCCAAUUUAAUGAGGAAUCAUUCUUAUAGUUCUCAUCCGAACCUCUUAAAAACCCAAUGCAUGAGGAUCCAAAUCUGGACUCUAUUCCCAAUCUGGUCUUCAAUCCAAAUAAUGAGAGAAAGGAAACCUUUACAUAUAUAAAUGUCUUCUUUAGUGAACAGCGUGAAGUGUAUCAUAUUUUCCUUUCCCUUAGCUUCUGCCUAUUGGAUAAUUAUCAAGGGAUUGAGAUUAUCCUGCUGUGUCAGAGGAUGAGAAGUGAAGGAAGGAAAGUCCCACUAAGCUAGAUUAAUGGCGAUUGUAUUUUUUCUUUUGCCUACAUAUUUAUUGUUUGACCAGAUCAGACUGAACACCCAUGUGAAUACCCAAACACAGUUGUUCCUUUGGAAAAAUACAUGACUUCUUGGAGUGUUACAAAUCCUGUGAGAAGACAUAAAAUCCUAUCUUUGUGUAGCACCUCUAGGAUAUCUCAAAGUAGUUUAAUGAUUAAAUACUUCAUUGUUUCCUCAGGAUGUCCUCUGGGAUCAUGGUUGAUUUGCUUUCAUUGCCAUUCUGUGGGUUCAAGAUCAGGAUCUAGACCAAGGGUGCCCAGCCAGGGGGCCACAGACCCCUUGCUUAAUGGCAUAAAAGGUUUGAGAACGCCCUGAUGUGGACAGAAGGCAAUUCAACAAGUGAUUGUCUAAAACAUUUAAAGUACUUGAUUUGAUGUUAAGUAUUUUGAGAUUUUCUCAAGGUCACAAGAGAUGAGGCCACAGAUGGGAAGGAGGUAGAUUGUUAGUUUGAGAUGUGGUCUGAGUUCUGUCUGUCUGCUUCUGACCUGGUUAGCAAUGCCAUGCUCCCUCUUUACUGCCGGUCACGGAUCCCCACCCCCAGUGCGGAUGUUGCACUCUUUUGCAAGGAGGGUUUAAGAAAGUUCAGAAUAUGGUGUCUGUUUUCAUAGUCAGGCAUUGGGCAUCUGAACAGCUCGGCCUGCCCACGACCUUACUGAAUAUAACUAGGGCCCGAUGCCCUAGUUGGAGAGGACACAGAGGCUGUCUUGGGGAUGCUGUCAGUGGAUUAUGCAAGAGCAGCUUUGCUGGUAUCCCUUCAAGACCUUGAAGUGCCCCCCUGUCAGUAAUUCAAGUCUCAGUACCUACAGAGGAAUGAUGGUCAGCACGCCGAACAUUUCCCCGUUUUUCUUCACAACACCUUUUAAAUCCACCUGGGUCAAAGAUGCCCUCUCCCACGAGUGCAGUCCUCGGUUCGGCGCCGAGGGCUGACUGGGUUCGGGCGGGGGAGCAGAUCCUUCCGGCUUUGUGGCAAAACUGGGCUGACUCGGGUGAUGUUAUGUCCGACCGACUCAGGGAAAUGGUCAAACUGGGCGACUUGUCCUGCCUCUGCUCCUGCACUUAACUCUUGAGAGGACCUCGCUGCCGCCUCGGGAGGAACACCUGCACUCACUUCACACACGGGCUGGACCCCCGCAUUCUCUGUAGAUUCCCUUCGUCCUCCUAUGCAGCAAAACAACCCCUCUCCUCGCAAGGGGAGCGAAUUAUUGCGACCAGCCGGAGGGUGAAGCAUCCGCCGCGCAAGACAUUUCUUUUUGCUUAAUGAUAUUCGUGACUCUAUUCAGUACUUACAGGAAAAGUCUGGAUGCAAGCAUGGCCUUGAGUCGUGCUCACGGCGCCUGCUUGCGAGCUGGAUGUUGGCUUCGGUGAAGAUUAUUUUAUUCAUUUGGACAUCCAAGGAAAUUGCUCAUCACUCAACGCUUAUCGGACCAGCACCCGCCUAUUUUUUUGACUUGGGUUAAAAACGAACUGGCAGCCUGUUCCUGAUGCCCUUCGUACGCAGACUGCUGUUGUAAUGUAGGAACGGUCGGCGUGCUCUCCUAACCUGGAGCCGCCUCACCGGUGCAGUCUCCCCGAGUGCUUGCCCAGCCAUGAGCGGGCCGGUGUGGCGCCGCCGGCGCUGAGGCAGCGAGUAUGUGGCGCUGGAUGGGUCGGACGCUGCGGAGUGCACCGAGCAGUCAAUGCAGUAAGUGGCAGUCACACUGCGGCCGGGAGCUUCAGCCCAGCCAGCUAGCUAGCGAACAAGUUGAGUAAGCUAGUGAAGGUGUUACUCCGAGCCGGCCGCAUCCAGUGGAAUUAGCAAAUCUGCGGAGUGCGGCUUGAAGAGCAAUUAAUGCUGGGCGUACUGCUUGCGGCCAGGCGACGCCUUGUUCUCGACGCACAGGAUAAAGUCUGAUGUUUCCAGUCGCGAACUUUAGGCAGAUAGGAAUUUCAGGAUGGGAGCAGUGACAAGCCAGCCUGAUGAAAGAUGUCCAAAGCAAUGGAGAAUGCGACCCCUGAACCAGUUUAUGUCGACGUGGACAAAGGAUUGACAUUGGCCUGCUUUGUCUUCCUGUGCCUCUUCCUAAUCGUGAUGAUUGUCCGAUGUGCUAAGGUGAUCAUGGACCCGUACAGUGCCAUCCCUACAUCCACGUGGGAAGAACAGCACCUCGAUGACUGAUGACAAUGCCAGGGCUGAGGAGAUCCCCGGAUUCCUCCACGUGCAGCCGGGACGGAAUCCUGUGCUUCUGGGUCUUUGGGAGAGAACUGAACCAUUUACCAAGCUGAAUAUUAGAAUUCUGUGGAAGUGUUUACUGAAAAUUGCAUGUGAAUAAGUGCCUCACUGAAAUGUUGUGAUUGUCUCAAAUGACCUUUGUGUUGAUAUUGUGCGAUGCACUGAAUCAAUAGAACCAUAUAUUCGGCGCACUUCGUCUGUUGUCUUAGGGUAGCAUAGGAUAAACACAAGUCAAUUAUCUGCAAUCAAAUAUAAAAAUAACAUAUAAUGAAGUCUUGGCCUAUGCCUGCUAAAUUCUAUGGUCAAGAUUCCUAGUACUUUCUAUAAGCAAUAUCUAGUGAAGAUAUCAGUUUAGAAUGCUUUGUAGCAAACGUGCCUACCUUAAUUCUAGUAAGGUGAGGGAGUGUGAUGAGAAUCAGACUUGUUAAUGAAAAAUGUUUACAAUCAUUGGUGCUUCUCGACUUGUAACCUUGCUCUCAUUACAGCCUCACUUGCUAAUUUUCUCAAGAAGAUUUGCUUCCUGUUUCUGACUGUAAGUCUCAGCAGAUGAAUGAUUGAGCAACUCCCUCCAUUAUAACCCACUUGGCUAAUCAGAUCAUUGACCCUGGACUACAUCACGUUGUUAUACUGAACAUCCAUUUUGUGUGAAAGAGCAAACAGCCCUGUAUUGUGAGCCACUUUGCCAUCCUAACUCCAACACCAAUGCCAGUAUUUAACAAGCAUAA